Arctia plantaginis is the source of this 1146-nucleotide messenger RNA. The record is from the annotation of a GenBank genome assembly. Lineage: Eukaryota; Metazoa; Arthropoda; Insecta; Lepidoptera; Erebidae.
AUGAAGCAUCCUGUAAUUUUAGAUGGAAGAAAUAAAGUUGCAAAAUUAAUCGUUAAACAUUAUCAUGUGCUGACAGGCCACGGUAGUCAAGAGAUGGUAGUAAACAACCUGAAACAAAAUUAUUGGAUUAUACGAUUAAGACCUACUGUUAAGGAAAUAACUACUAAAUGUAUGCUAUGUAAAUUAAGAAAGGUGAAACCUCACGUGCCGUUAAUGGGUGAUUUACCUACCGCCAGAGUCGCUCAUCACCAGAGACCCUUUACACAUUGUGGUGUUGAUUUGUUUGGUCCCAUGGAGGUUACGGUCGGAAGACGAAGGGAGAAACGCUAUGGAGUUCUUUUUACGUGUCUCACUGUUCAAGCAAUUCUUGCGGAGACUGUUUCGACCCUCAGUACAGAUUCUCUGAUUAUGGGUCUUCGCAGGAUGGCAUCAAGACGUGGAUGGCCUGCACACUUGUACUCAGACAAUGGGACGAACUUAAGAGGAGCAGACGCAGAGCUGAAGAAGUUCACCUCGGAGCUUGAUGAGCAAUCCAUGCAGACUGCUGUGAGUAUCCAUGGCACCCGCUGGACCUUUAUACCACCAGCUAGUCCUCACUGGGGUGGGGCUUGGGAACGCUUAAUUCGCAGCGUUAAAGUCACGCUUAGAGUAGUCCUUAAGGAAAGAGCACCUAGAGAAGAGUUACUUACCACGCUGCUGGCUGAAGUGGAGGCUAUCGUGAACGGACGUCCGUUGAGUCACGUGUCGGUCGACGUCAACAGCGAAGAGUCGUUGACACCUAACCACUUCCUGCUGGGCUCAUCUUCUGUCAUACCGCAGUUGGGCAACUUCGAUGAUUCUGACCUGUUCUUGCGUCGACAAUGGCGUAUAGCACAGAGGUUAGCCGACAUGUUUUGGAGGAGGUGGGUUACCGAAGUGCUACCAGAAAUGAUACCACGCCAAAAGUGGACCCAAGAUAGUGAGAGACCUCUUCAGGUUGGUGACUUAGUGUUCAUCGCUGACCCUAAUGCUCCCCGUAACAUUUGGCCGCGAGGUAUUAUAGAGGAGGUUUUCCUGGUAAAGACGGUAGAGUGCGAGUGGUUCCAGUUCGAACGCAAUUGGGUAGUCUUAAGAGAUCUGUUGCUCGAGUCGCUAGAAUUCCUAUAG